AUGGCGGUCCCCAACUCUCCUGUUGAAGGCGGACGGGAGGGCACACAGUCCAGCAACCACCAGACCCAUCCACAAUUUAAUGGAUCUGAGGCUCUCCAACCUGUGCAGCCACCUCACAGCGAGCUCGCCAGCCACAGCCACGAGGACGAGGAGGGAGAGGACGAGGAGGAGCGCGGCGAGGAGAUGACAGUCACAAAUCAACCCGCCAGCAAGCGCAAGAAAAAGCGCUCGAAGCCCAAAAGCAAGCGUGGUCUGAACGCCCCAACAGGCUAUGAGGAGUGGUUCGCAGAUCCUCCGGUCACACCCGAAGUCCAUGCCGAAGAGCAGGAACUCUAUGCACAAGACAUACCAUUCAUCGAACGGAUUCUUACAGCGAUCCAGAGAUUUGAGAGAACACGAAAGCUCACUCCCACUCGUCGAGACAUCUUCUACAAGUAUCUAGCAUACGGAGGGCUAGAUGUCAGCCCGAAUAUGUUCCAAACAGUUGAUGAGGUCCAGAAGAAGGAGAUGAGCAAGGAAGAACUGGCCGUAGCUCUAUCUCAAGUCUCAAUCGGAACUGACAAAUACGACGUCGGAUCUGAGAACGCCCUGUACGAAGUCGACUUCCUCGGAUGCGCAAAAGCUUUCCUAUCUCGACGAGCAAUCGACAUCUGGGGUCUCGACACACGAGACAAGACCGUCGAGGUAACAACCACUCUAGAGCGCUUCAUGGACUACCUCCUCCAGCAUGAUGUAUGUCAAGAGUACCGAACCGAAGUGCUUGAGACUCGCAACUUCUGCCGCCAAGCUACCGACGAGCUGUGCGCUUGCGCUGAAGCUGGACGUCAACUUCCAGGUGACUUCAACAUUGCCUGCUCAACGCUUCUCGAAGGCUCGUACUCUCGCAACUACGAUGGCAAGACAUACUGGGGUCCUGAGAGGGACGAUGAGUGGAACUUCGUUGGCUUCACGCCAGAUAUCGCAUCUCAGAUCAUGUCCUACGCCAUGGCUGGCGCCGCUCCCGAGAAUAUCUGGGACGAGUAUCAAGGACAGCUCACAGACCCUAACGACGGCUUAAGCGUUGUCCAAACGAAGGAAUUCGCCGGCUUCGAAAUCACCCACAUCAUCCCACCCAGCAAGGAGUGCCUCAAGAUGUACAAGACCGACUGCAAAGACUACCGUCCCGUUGGCGUAGUCCGCGCCAUCCCCUGGACCGACCCAGCUGGCCCACCUGAAGAUCUCACCCCCGACGAGCGCGCACAAAUCGAAGCCCAGCAGUCCACGGCGAAGAAUACAGAGCAUGAAGAGUAUGUCUUCCUCAUCGAGCAGAACAUCCAACAUAACAUGCGUGUCGGUAUGAAGCUGCAGGCAACUCUACACAAGGUCAGCUGUGGCAUCUGGUUCUUCGAUGACUUCCAAAAAGUCUUCCCGCAUUUCGAUACAUUCAUUGCCAACGACCUCAUGACCGACUACCAGACGCCGGUUUGGUUGAAGGGAAGCGUGCCGUAUGAGGAAGAACGAGAACGGGAGCGGCUUCUGGAAGCCGAGAAAGCGGAACCGGAGGCGGAGCCAGAUGCGAAGCCGGAGCAGGAACGCGAGCACGACAAUGGUCACGAUGACAGCACAAAUGGUGACGCGGAGCAUCUCUAG
This is a messenger RNA of Cyphellophora attinorum, 1629 nucleotides long. RefSeq names its product Argonaute-binding protein 1. NCBI's taxonomy places the organism in Eukaryota, Fungi, Ascomycota, Eurotiomycetes, Chaetothyriales, Cyphellophoraceae. The coding region runs from base 1 to 1629 and encodes 542 amino acids. The record is from RefSeq and is a predicted model, not a curated record. The transcript has a single exon. Gene Ontology annotation, biological process: regulatory ncRNA-mediated gene silencing. Gene Ontology annotation, cellular component: ARC complex.